Echinops telfairi (small Madagascar hedgehog) is the source of this 2502-nucleotide messenger RNA. RefSeq names its product monoamine oxidase B (gene MAOB). Lineage: Eukaryota; Metazoa; Chordata; Mammalia; Afrosoricida; Tenrecidae. Gene Ontology annotation, molecular function: oxidoreductase activity. The transcript has 13 exons. Bases 71 to 1537 code for a protein of 488 amino acids. The record is from RefSeq and is a predicted model, not a curated record.
GAGCGAGCCAGCCAGGCAGCGAGCUGCGGCGGGCGGAGGCCGAGUCCCUUUCCCGAAGAGCUUGAGCGCCAUGAGCAGCAAAUGCGAUGUGGUCGUGGUGGGGGGCGGCAUCUCAGGUAUGGCAGCAGCUAAACUUCUCCAUGAGGCUGGCUUGAAUGUGGUGGUUUUGGAAGCCCGGAACCGUGUCGGAGGCAGGACCUAUACCAUUAGGAAUCAAAAAGUUAAAUACGUGGACCUUGGUGGAUCUUAUGUUGGGCCAACUCAGAAUCGUAUUUUAAGAUUAUCCAAGGAGCUAGGAUUGGAGACCUACAAAGUGAAUGAAGAAGAGCAUCUAAUCCACCAUGUAAAGGGAAAAUCAUACCCUUUCAGGGGACCAUUCCCACCUGUGUGGAAUCCAAUUGCCUAUCUAGAUCAUAAUAACCUAUGGAGAACAAUGGAUGACAUGGGACAAGAGAUUCCCAGUGAGGCUCCAUGGAAGGCUCCCCUUGCAGAAGAAUGGGACCACAUGACAAUGAAGGAACUUCUGGACAAGAUCUGCUGGACUGAAUCUUCAAAGCAGCUUGCCACUCUCUUUGUGAACCUCUGCGUCACUGCAGAGACCCAUGAAGUGUCUGCGCUCUGGUUCCUGUGGUACGUGAAACAGUGUGGGGGCACAACCAGGAUCGUCUCAACAACCAACGGAGGACAGGAGAGGAAAUUUGUAGGUGGAUCUGGCCAAGUGAGUGAGCGGAUUAUGGAUAUUCUCGGAGACCGAGUCAAACUGGAGAGGCCUGUGACCUAUAUUGACCAGACCGGAGAAAAUGUCGUUGUGGAGACCCUAAACCAUGAGGUGUAUGAGGCGAAAUAUGUAAUUAGUGCUGUUCCUCCUACUCUGGGCAUGAAGAUUCAUUUCAAUCCUCCUCUGCCAAUGCUGAGAAACCAGUUUAUCACGCGUGUGCCUUUGGGUUCAGUCAUCAAGUGUAUGGUUUAUUACAAAGAGCCCUUCUGGAGGAAAAAGGGUGAGUUUAUCCUUUCCCACAAAGCCAGAAAACUGGCACGUCUUAGCAAAGAGGAAAGACUGAAGAAACUUUGUGAGCUCUAUGCGAAAGUUUUGGGAUCCCAAGAAGCUCUUCAGAAUCCAAGGUACCACACUAGCUCUCACCGUUGUGGAAAGCUUCUUCUCUGGCUCUCUGAUACUGACCACUUUUACUUCUUUGCUUUUAUUUUAAGGGUGCUCCGCCAGCCAGUUGGCAGGAUUUUCUUCGCAGGCACUGAGACUGCUACACAUUGGAGUGGUUACAUGGAGGGGGCCGUGGAGGCUGGAGAGAGAGCAGCUCGAGAGAUUCUGCAUGUCAUGGGGCAGAUCCCAGAAGAUGAAAUCUGGCAGUUAGAACCAGAGUCUAAGGAUGUACCUGCGAGGCCCAUUACCACGACCUUCUGGGAGAGAAAUCUACCCUCCGUGCCAGGCCUGCUGAAACUGAUUGGAUUGACCACUGUCUGUUCAGCAGCAGCCCUUUGCUUCCUGGCCCACAAGAAGGGGCUAUUUGUACGGUUUUGAAGAGAAAGAGCCUCUGUUGUCACACACUGUUGUUAAAUUCUGUGUUGUGCAUAAAGAUAACUUAGAGCUCUGACCACAGGAAGCAUGUUGUUUCGUUGUUUCUUUCUCCACGGAGUUCCCUAUCAUCUUUUGCCUGGCUUUUAAGAUCUAGCACCAUUUCUGUCUCCCCUUUCUACAAGUUUAUUCAAUUCCAUGGAUCACUUCAUGUCCACGGGUUUCUGUCCCAUAGGGUUUCAAUGGCUACAAACCUUGACAGAAGCAGAUUGCCCCACCAUUCUCCCAUGGAGAGGCGAGUCAGGUUCAGCUGCUUACCCUUUGGUUAGCAGUGAGAGCUUUACCCACUGCGCCUCCAGGAGUCCUUAUUUCUAAGUUUAUUACUUCUUAAAUCACGACAGUAGUUUAAUAGGCUUGUUUAAUAUCUUUGCAGUUCAGAAGACACCUUGCCCUGUGCACAAACAAUUUGUUUUUUUUCCCUUCCUCUGGCUUUGGGCUGGUCCUUUCUCUUACCAGUAAUAUCCUCAACUUCCCAAGUCCCCUUCAUUGAUGCCUAGUUGGAAUACCUUAGAAGCUAUCUAGUCCAUGACUUUCCAUUUUAAGAGUUGAAUGACCUGAAGAUAAGAGAGGUGAAACUUAUUUGACUAAGAUAUACAAUAUACCUACUGGGGACUAGAACACAGGUCCAUUGCUUGUCCCAUCUCCUAGGAUGUAUUUCCCCACCUCCCACCUCUACUUUCUGCGGUGUCACUGCUGGUCUCCCCUUAUGUUGGUUUGCUUUGCACUAACUUGUAUUGAAAUAAUCCAAUGCCACUUAGUGUAUGCCCUUAAGAGUUUCCCUUUGUGCAGUGUGUCUCUAUCUGAUUUUUUAGCCUUGGAAUCGUGCCUCGCCUUCUUUUCAUAUCUUCUUUUAUGUCUUAAUAUAAGAUCAGUACACAGUAAGUAAUUGAAAAUAAAGUUUAUUCACCAGA